Alnus glutinosa is the source of this 2090-nucleotide messenger RNA. RefSeq names its product probable leucine-rich repeat receptor-like protein kinase At1g68400. Gene Ontology annotation, biological process: protein phosphorylation. The transcript is spliced from 2 exons. Gene Ontology annotation, molecular function: ATP binding; protein binding; protein kinase activity. Lineage: Eukaryota; Viridiplantae; Streptophyta; Magnoliopsida; Fagales; Betulaceae. The record is from RefSeq and is a predicted model, not a curated record. Bases 2 to 1924 code for a protein of 640 amino acids.
AAUGUCAGCGCAACAACUCUCUACCAUCGCACUCAUUUUCUGUGUCUCCCUCUCUCUCUCCCUCUCUGAACCAGAAGAAGACUUGGCAGCCUUACUAGCCUUCAAGGCCUCCUCAGACCCUUCCAACUCGCUCUCUUCCUGGCUCAACUCGUCCGACCCGUGUUCCGCCCCCUGGCUCGGCGUCGCCUGCGACCCCACUACCCAUCGGAUCACCGGGCUCUUCCUCGAGGAUCUCAACCUCGCCGGUACGACUCAGCCGCUGACUCAACUCGCCCAUCUCAGACACCUCAGCCUCAAGCGCAACCUCCUCUCUUCUUCUUCUUCUUCGCCUCUCAACCUCUCCUCGUGGCCACACCUCAAGCACCUCUACCUUUCCCACAACCGCUUCGGCGGAGUAUUCCCUAACGGAAUAUCCCACCUCCACCGCCUACGACGACUCGACCUCUCGCAUAAUUCAUUCUCCGGCGAAAUUCCGCUCAGCCAGCUGACUCGGCUACCGCACUUGUUAACUCUCCGACUCGAAUCUAACUCGUUCACAGGUGAUCUAAACUCAGUUAACUCGUCCUUUUCUUCUUCAAUCUCGGAUUUCAACUCCUCUAACAACAAUCUCACCGGAGAAAUUCCAAGAUGGCUUUCUCAGUUCCCGGCGAGUUCGUUUGCCGGGAACAAGCACCUCUGCGGCAAGCCAUUACCAUACGAGUGCUCUAAUCUAACGGUCGACAGUGGUUCGAGAAAAGCUGAUCACAUUCGCACUCGGGGACAAAAAGAUCCGCUGGCGCCCGUGUACAUAUGUGCCGAUGCAGCGGCAGUGUUGGGAAUAAUCGUGGCCGUCACGUGCUGUGUUAUCAAGAGGAGAAAUAGCAGCGGGACCCACACGGUGAUGGUACACGGGCUCGGGUUCGGGUUCGGUUCGGGGAAAACAAGUGGUACCCGUGGUAAAGGGGAGGAGAAGGAAAUGGUGGUGUUUGAAGGGUGUAAAGGAUUAGAUGAAGUCGGCGAUUUGUUGAAAGCUUCGGCCGAAUUGUUGGGCAAUGGGUGCAUGGGGAGCAGCUACAAGGUUGUGAUGGACGGUGGUGAUGUGGUGGUAGCGAAGAUGGUGAGAGGGAGAACGAAGAAGAAAGAGGUUGAUGAUUGGUUGAGGUUGAUCGGUGGGAUGAGGCAUGGUAAUAUGGUGAGCCUCAGAGCAUACCAUCACUCCAACCAUCAAUUGCUUUUGGUUUAUGAUUUUCUACCCAAUGGAAGCCUACACUCUCUCUUGCAUGGAAAUCGAGGACCGGGAAGAACUCCAUUGGAGUGGAGCACAAGGAUAAAAGCAGCCUCAAAUUCUGCGCACGGCCUUGCAUUCCUCCAUUCUUACAACAAAGCCAAGCUCUUCCACGGACACCUCACAUCAUCAAACAUCAUCCUACUCGAUCACUCCGGCACUGCUUGUAUAUCUGACGUCGGUCUCCACCACCUUUUCCCGGCCACCGCAUCCUCCUCGCACGACGCCUACAAAGCCCCAGAACUCAUUCUCAGCCAAAGAAACAACUUCACCCAAAAAUGCGACGUUUACAGCUUCGGGGUGAUUUUAUUAGAGAUUUUGACGGGAAGAAUGGCAGUAGUGGAAGAGGGAGAAAUGGAUUUGGUGAAGUGGGUUCUUCUUCAACGCGUGGCAAGAGAAGAGUGCUGUCCAUGGGAAGUGCUUGAUUUUGAGCUGUUGGCGUACAAAGAGAUGAAGUUGGAAAUGAUGGCUCUUCUGCAACUGGCUUUGCUUUGCGUCGCCCAGUCGCCAAGAGAUCGUCCCAAGAUGAGCAUGGUGCGUAGGAUGAUCGAAGAUAUUCGGAUGAGGGGUACUGGGGGAGAAGUUGGGGCAAAGUCUAUUUUCAACGAUUUAUCUUUUGAUUCUUCGCCGGCCGUCUCUAUCGGAAACCAUCUAAAUUAAGCUAUUUAUUAAUUACUAAGAAUAAUAAUCCUUUUAUUCACCUUUUAUCUUUAAAAAUUGAAGUGGUUUCAAAAAAAUACCAUUGAGUUUUGGAUGCAUCCAUCACUAUUAAAUUUUGAUUUAAUCGUAAUUUUAAAUGCCAAGUGAAUUAUGGAGAUAAUAAAAU